Molecule: messenger RNA, 4995 nt
Organism: Alosa sapidissima (American shad)
Lineage: Eukaryota; Metazoa; Chordata; Actinopteri; Clupeiformes; Clupeidae
Gene: slc5a11
Product: solute carrier family 5 member 11
Exons: 17
Coding region: 2125-4149 (674 amino acids)
Biological process (GO): transmembrane transport
Cellular component (GO): plasma membrane
Molecular function (GO): D-glucose:sodium symporter activity
Source: RefSeq, a predicted model, not a curated record
ACACACACACACACACACACACACACACACACACACACAUGAACUAUCACGUGACACAUUGUCUGUGACUCCAUGACAGUAACCAUGAAGAGACGUGUAAAGCAGAUAAGAUGACCUUUGCCAAUUCUGCAACACUGGCGUAGAAGUCCUCUGAACUGGAGAAUUUCUACGGUGGAAUAAUGAUGAAUGUCUUAAUUUCUACAAGAUGGAUUUGGUCGGCAGAGGAGACACACAGUAAAGACACAGUCUGACUCAAAUCUGUUGUUCCUUUCCCAGUGUGGGAAUUAACUAGUAAUUAAACCCCACACAUGUCUGAAGAGCAGCCUUACCAGUGUUCCUUGACUAUUUAAACUAAUUAAACUGAGCUCAGAACAGCCAUCAGUAGCACAGAAUUUUGUGCGGUAUCAUCUUGCAAGUACCCUGGCUAACACCAGACCGCUUAUUAAAUCAAAUUUACCAACAGGUUUGUCUGGGUUAAUCUAGGCUACCUUGCAAGUGUGUACGUAAACUGAGAUGGUAUUGAGUGUCCUGAGGAACUACUUCUGUAGACAAAUUCUGCAGUAAGAAUCUUGUUAAUUCAAACCUGUGCAAAUAGACUGUAGACGUAAGAGUAUACGACAACAUUGACUUUUAUGCUGAAUGUAUGUUGUAAUUACCCUGUAUUGAAAGCAAGUGUUGUUAUUAUACAGUAUUCAUAUCUAAAAUCUAAUGUCUGUGAAAUCUUUCACAUUAUGCUUUGGCUUCUUGUUCCAAACUGCUGUAUUGAAUGUAUACACUGUUGAGCAUUGUAAGGGCUUGGACUUAACUUAUUGAUCACAUUAAGUUUAAUUUAGUUUGUUUUGUAAAAUGUACAACAGGAAUCCUCCAUUUUCUUUUUCUUCUUCAGUUAGGAAUUCAUAGGAAGCAGACAUUUCCUCCUCUGUUGGUUUUGGUUCCCUCAGUUUUAUCUUUUAGUUAAAUAGCAGAUUAGAUUUAAACACUUUUAUAUCAUAAAGGCAUCUUCACCAAUUCUUUAUGUGGUUUUGUUUCUUUACUACAGCCCAAGACUAGACUGUGAAAUAUAAGUUGGAAGAAGUUAUUAUCAUGGAUAGAAGUGGUUCUCAUUUGUAAAAGUGUAUAUAGAUGUGCCUAUAAAUUAUUGACCAUGCACCAGGAGUACUACCAGAAUGGCAUAGCCUACCAUGCUUCAGCUAAUGUGUAUAUUCUGGCAUGUGGUAGAAUUUUAAAGCAUUUAUGAUUUUACUAAUAUAUCAGCAUUGUUAUAAUUUGAUUACGUCCUCCACACUUUACAGCUUGAUGACCAUGUGUUCAACCUCUCUGAUAUUGCUAAGUCAUGCUGUAUAAAUCGAAAUGGCUCUUCAUGCGCCUGGCUCUGUUUGCAGUGACACUUUUGGGUAGCAGCAGCACAGCACUGGUUACAGUGUUCCCUAUUUGGAACACUGUGCAAAAGCGGUAGGGCGGAUGGACAUAUAAUCCUGAAUGAAAUAAAAAGAAAGAUGCAGUAAAGAUACAGUACAAAACUCCAGAUAAGCCUUGCAACCAUGUCAUUUUAGGUGCUUGUGAUAAGACUGUUGUGCUGGGCUUUGUGUAAGAGCUUGAUAAGGGCCAUUUGACUUGAGGGAACUUUUAGGCGUUUCUUUGGCCUGUGUUGAAAAGUGUGGUCUUACAAUGCUGUCAGUCUGUCAUUAACUUGUAGACACGUUUUGACAGUGUUGCUGUUUGUUGUCAUUACCUGUGUGGGUAAUAAAACACUUACAUUUUAACCUGCGUGUGUGGAAUGCUGAAUACGGUGUUUGGAGUUUGAUCCUUCGUUCCCUGGGUCCAGUGCAAGUGUUUUAGUUCCCAGAAAGAUGUUAGUUUGCUGGAGGCCCAGCGACAUCAUGUGAACCCCUUUAGUCUCAAGGGAGGGAGACACAGGGAUUUUAUCCGACUGUGACUUUAACAGAGGCCGUUUCUGCGCAUUGUUACCUGUUUGCCAAAGGGACACAUCAUUCCAGAGUCAGAACUGAACACCUCAGAGGGCAACCUCUGCAACACGCUGGGGUGUGACAGUGUGACCUUUAACACGUGAACCUGGCGUGAUACAAACUCCCAAAGCCUUGAUCGACAUUUGGACUGGCCAGUAUGGAGUCCAUCAAUAGCCCCAGCACCACUGCUCCUGUGGUGGAGACCAGUCCUACGUCACUGGCCACAGCUGACAUAGUGGUGCUCAUUCUUUACUUCGUGCUGGUGCUAGCUGUGGGGUUGUGGUCAAUGUGGAAGACAAAACGAGGCACCGUUAAUGGAUAUUUCCUUGCCGGCAAAAACAUGACAUGGUGGCCAGUAGGAGCCUCCCUGUUUGCCAGUAACGUGGGCAGUGGCCACUUUAUUGGCCUGGCAGGCUCAGGGGCUGCUGCUGGCAUUGGUGCUGUGGCCUACGAGUGGAAUGGGUUGCUGAUGGUGCUACUCCUGGGUUGGCUCUACCUACCUAUCUAUGUGGCCUCUGGGGUCACCACCAUGCCUGAAUACCUACAGAGGAGAUUUGGGGGAAAGAGAAUACAGUUAUUUAUUGCUGUUUUGUACUUAUUCAUUUAUAUCUUCACAAAAAUAUCGGUGGACAUGUAUGCGGGCGCCGUGUUCAUCCAGUUGGCCCUCCAGUGGAACAUCUACCUGGCAGUGGUGGUGCUCCUCAGUAUCACAGCUCUCUACACGGUGGCAGGUGGCCUUGCAGCAGUGAUCUACACAGACGCUGUCCAGACUCUCAUCAUGCUGGUGGGAGCCUUGACACUAAUGGUCUUCAGUUUUGCGGAGGUGGGGGGUUGGCAGGCCCUCCUGGAUGGCUACCACUCUGCCAUCCCCUCCAUCAGAGAACCCAACACCACCUGUGGAAUCCCGCGGGAGGACGCCUUCCACCUGUUCCGCCACCCCGUCACCUCUGACCUCCCGUGGCCAGGGGUCAUCGUGGGCAUGACCAUCCCAUCCAUGUGGUACUGGUGCACUGACCAGGUUAUAGUCCAGCGCUCCCUGGCGGCUAAGAACCUGAUCCAUGCUAAAGGCGGCUCUCUGCUGGCGGCAUACCUGAAGGUCCUGCCCUUUUUCAUGAUGGUGCUGCCAGGCAUGAUCAGCAGAAUACUCUUCACUGAUGAGGUGGGGUGUGCAGACCCAGACGUGUGUAAGGCGGUGUGUGGGAACCCAGUGGGCUGCUCAGACAUUGCCUAUCCCAAGCUUGUGAUGGAGCUGCUUCCCAGUGGUCUAAGAGGCCUGAUGAUGGCGGUCAUGCUUGCUGCUCUUAUGUCCUCCCUGACCUCCAUCUUCAACAGCUCUAGCACCAUCUUCACCAUGGACCUGUGGCGGCACAUCCGCAAGCGGGCGUCCGAGUGGGAGCUGAUGAUCGUGGGCAGAGUAUUUGUGCUGGUGCUGGUUGUUGUGUCCGUGCUGUGGAUCCCUCUGGUCCAGGCCAGUCAGGGCGGUCAGCUCUUCAUAUACAUCCAGGCCAUCAGCACGUUCCUGCAGCCCCCCGUCUCCGUGGUCUUCAUUGCUGGCUGCUUCUGGAAGAGGACCAAUGAGAAGGGUGCAUUCUGGGGUCUCCUGGUGGGCUUGAUUAUUGGCAGUGUGCGGAUGAUUCUGGACUUUGUCUACCCCGCGCCCCUGUGCUUUGAGGAUGACACCCGCCCGGCGGUGGUCAAAAAUGUCCACUAUCUGUACUUCUCCAUGAUGCUGUCGGUCAUAACCAUGGUCAUCGUGGUGUGUGUGAGUCUGGCCACUGAGGAGCCAACGCCUGAACAGAUCAGCCGUCUGACGUGGUUCAGCAGGUUUGAUGAGGUGAAAGUGGCUGAGGAGCCAGCGCACACAGACAUGGAGGCGCCCGAGAUGAAGGACCGGUCAGAGAAACAUGUGCAUGGAACCAGUGGGAACGGAGCGCUGCAUGAGGACAGGCGAGCCUCUGUGUCCACUCAGGCCAGUGUGUCGGCCGCCUCUCGGCUGAAGAGGACCUGCCUUUGGCUCUGUGGUCUGGACAAACCUCCCGAGGGGAACGGCUCGCCAGCGCCCCCGCCACCCGACGCCAUCAUCAACUCCCUGGAGGAGCAGCCCUGCAUGAGGGGGGUGGUGGACGCCAACCUCAUCGUGUGCCUGUCUGUCGCCGUCUUCCUCAUCGCCUACUGGGCCUGAGCGGACCGUUUACUAAAGGCUGAUAACCACGCCACGGGUUGACACCAACAGCUUGGUUGGAGUUAGAAGUGGUGUGUUUGAAGACGUCUCUGUAUCUUUUGUGUUUGCAACGGAUAUCAAAGGUUUUCUUAAGUCAUUUACAUACUAUGGUGAUUCUCCUGCACAAUGUGAUUGAGAAAUGAGCGAUGUACCAUUACUUGUGCAGACAGGAGAAAAGCAGCCUGUAGGUGGCAUAGCUCAACAAAUGUGAUGAUCAAAUAACAUAUGUGUGUAUAAAUAUUGACUGUGAAAGUCUGUGAAAAUGUAAGUAUGAACUUUGUAAUGUGCCAUGUGCCCCAUGACCCAUGCACGUUUUAUUUAUUACAUGUCAAUCAUUGUGUAAUCUAUACCACUGUUCAAAUUUGAUUAGUUUGCAGAUAACUGAUUUAACUUGAGUCAAACAACCCUUCAAAUAACACUUUCAGUUUUGCACUGUGAGCCAAAUAGUCUUUUUCCAUAUCCCAAACUUGGCUAAAUGGGAUUCCAAGUGGGAUGAGACAAACAGAGCACAUCUAUCAGGGAGGAGUAGCACUUUCACCUGUAGCACGAUCAAGGUUUUUUCAUCAGAAAGUUUUCAUUAAGUGUAAAUACCUCCCAGUUUGCCUAAAUUGUUUAACUUAUUAUAGAAAGUUGAGGCAUUUUAUAAUAUCAUAACAGGUUAACUAAAAGUUAAGCAGUGAUUACUUGAAUGACAUUCUUUUAUUGGAUUUCUUUUCAAGCAUUUGAACAGGUUAUAUGUGCAUAGAAUGGAAAAAGAUUGAAAAAACAGCUUUGGUCACUACCAUUGCAAUCAUAGCAAAACGAUCA